UUAUCUUCAUUUCCAGAUUCGGCUAUUUGCAUCAGAAUGCGGAGGUGAAAACGGACAGGCUGGCCGAUCGAGGUACCAAUCCUUGACGGUAUACACUGGUAAUAUACCAGUUAGUAUAAUUUUUUUAUGAUCAGAAAGCUAUUUCUGACAAGAAUCACGCAUGCAUUCGAACAGAGGAUUAUCGCGGAGGAAUUGCCUUGAAACCAUGAACUGCAGUUGGGGGACGGAGCUGUGGGAUCAAUUUGAUAAUCUAGAGAAGCACACUCAAUGGGGCAUUGAGUUUUUAGAGCGCUACACCAAGUUUGUUAAGGAGCGGUCGGAAAUUGAAUUGACGUAUGCCAAGCAGAUCAGGAAUCUGUCUAAGAAGUAUCAGCUUAAGAAGAACUCUAAAGAGGAGGAGGAAUUUAAGUACACAUCAUGUAGAGCUUUUCUGAUGACCUUAAAUGAGCUGAACGACUACGCAGGUCAACACGAGGUCAUUGCAGAAAACCUGUCGUCUCAGAUCAUCGCCGAGCUGGCCCGCUACACUCAAGAACUGAAGGCUGAGCGCAAAUCGCAUUUUCAUGAUGGCCGGCGAGCGCAACAGCACAUAGAAAAUUCAUGGAAGCAGCUGGAGUCGAGUAAGAGAAGAUUUGAGAGAGACUGUAAGGAAGCAGAUCGAGCCCAGCAUUACUUUGACAAGAUGGACGCAGACAUAAACGUGACGAAAGCAGAUGUGGAGAAGCGGUGUUCUCUCAAGGCAAAACAGCAAGCCCAGUUGAGACAUCAAAUAGCCGAAGACAGUAAAAAUGAGUACCUGACCUACCUGCAGAAGUUCAAUAAGGACCAACAUGAGCAUUACUACACUCUCAUACCACAUAUCUUUCAGAGGAUACAGGAGAUGGAAGAGAGGCGGGUGGGGAGGGUCAGGGAGAGCAUGCGAGUGUACACUGAGGUCGAGAGUAAAGUGCUGCCCAUCGUCAACAAGUGCCUGGACGGCAUGACCAAGGCAGCUGAAUCCAUCGAGCCAAAAAUGGACAGUAAGCAAGUUGUAGAGUCAUACAAGUCAGGCUUUGAGCCGCCGGGCGAUGUUGAAUAUGAGGACUAUAGCGUGUCGAUGAAGAGGGCGGUGUCAGAAUCAAGCUUCCUGAACGCCCGUGGGGAGGGCAGACGCCGAAGCCGGAGCAAACUGUGGCCUUUACUCAAGAGAAAUAAGCUUAUGUCUUUGUUAGCGUCACCCCACCAGCCCCCUCCCCCUCCUCCCACCUCCCCCUCCCCUGAUGGCCUCCCCAACGGUCCCCAGUCCCCACAGCAGCCCAAGGAGCCCCUGAGCCAGCGCCUCAAUGACUUCAUGAGCACCAAACACAAAAUGCACUGCCUGCGGAGCCUCAAACGUGGGCUUUCCCUAAAGCUGGGAACUGGUCAAGAGGACUACAGUCAUCUGCCCCCAGAACAGCGGAGGAAGAAACUACAAGCCAAACUCAAUGACAUCAACAAGGACAUCCAGAAAGAGAUGGAUCAGAGGGAUGCCCUGACUAAAAUGAAAGAUGUUUACAUUAAGAAUCCUCACUUAGGAGAUCCAGACAGUAUAGAUCCACGUUUAGAAGAGAUCACACAAAGUUUGGAAAAACUGCAGCUCGAGGCGCAGAAAUUUGAGGGCUGGCUGACGGAGGUGGAGAGAAAGUUACUGGAAAAGGGCUCAGAGUCUCAGAGACAGAGCAGUCAUUUUGACUCGCAGGGCAACACACCACUUACAAACAACUAUGGUCAAAACCGAGAGAGUCCGGAUGGCAGCUACACGGAAGACCCCAGCACAGAGGCCAUGCAGUUCAAAUCUCGCAGUACUGAGUUUGAUGAAUUUGACGAUGAGGAACCAUUGCCCACCAUUGGAACAUGCAAGGCACUUUAUCCAUUUGAAGGCCAGAAUGAGGGCACCGUAUCUAUGGCCGAGGGGGAGAUGCUUUACGUGAUCGAGGAGGAUAAAGGUGACGGCUGGACCCGUGUGCGGAGAAACGAGGACGAGGAGGGAUACGUGCCCACAUCCUACAUAAAACUCUUUUUGGAUAUGAAUGCCAAAGAUCCCUAAAAGUGUUUGGCUGACACAGGAGUGGCAGGGCAAGCGUCCUUGCGUGAAACAUCGUCCUCUUGUAACAGUAGUGAAAGAGAUGGCAAAUGGGGGACUAACUAAAAGGAAAAUCCAUUUUUAACACGAAUCACUUUAAUUGAACCUCUCCUCUGCCAUAAUAACAUGGGGGAAACUUUUUCAUGACUGGCAAAUUAUUUGCAAAUUUGCUUGCUGUUUGCUUGCUUCUUGUAUGGACCUAGAAUAUUUAGCCUUGUGCGUAGCUGCUUGCUGUCAGACCAGAGCCCUUAGGUUUGUUUGCGGAGGCACAGAGUAUGUGCCGUGUACAUGCCUUGUUAUUGCCUGGCUUGCUUCAGAGCCAAAAGGAGUUUUGUCAUUAAGACAUUAGAGUUAAUGAAUAUUUGUCAGUGCAGACUUCUCAGUUAUGUGAAAUUAUCAAACAAAAUAAAUGUGGGGGAUAAAUGUGGGACUCAUUUGAUACAUUAUAGAUUUCAGUUAUUACAGUGCUUGCAAGUCAGCACUGUAAUGGAAUUCCUCCUACUUCCACUUCUUCCUCAAACUUCCUCUUCUUCAUACUUCCUCUUCUUACUCCUCGUAUUCCCUCUUUUUCCUCAUACUUCCUCUUCUUCCUCUUCCUCUUCUUACUCCUCGUAUUCCCUCUUUUUCCUCAUACUUCCUCUUCUUCCUCUUCCUCUUCUUACUCCUCAUAUUCCCUCUUUUUCCUUGUUAUGCCUCUUUUUCCUCUCAUACUUGCUUUUCUUCAUCCA
This is a messenger RNA of Xyrauchen texanus (razorback sucker), 2829 nucleotides long. RefSeq names its product formin-binding protein 1-like. Gene Ontology annotation, molecular function: protein binding. The transcript has 18 exons. Gene Ontology annotation, biological process: endocytosis; signal transduction. NCBI's taxonomy places the organism in Eukaryota, Metazoa, Chordata, Actinopteri, Cypriniformes, Catostomidae. The record is from RefSeq and is a predicted model, not a curated record. The coding region runs from base 161 to 2065 and encodes 634 amino acids.